AGACCGUUUCUAUGACUUCGGCUGCUUCUGCUGCCAAGGUUGCUACUGCUAAUGCCGACGUUGGGGAGGGUGAAGAGCAAGUUGUCGAGUCGCAAUUGACAACCAUCACUGUUCUGGACCGCCGUCUUUCCGAUGACUCCGGAAUCCACCUCGACUCCAUUGAGUCCGCGACGGUCAAAAGUGACAUCGAACUCGAUGUCAAGGUUUCCGUCUCCCAGACUGCCAGUGAGGCCUGCGAGCAGGCGACGAGGCUCACGGAGGAGGUGGCAGAGCCCGAACCUGAUAUGGAGGCCUUGCUGGCAAAAUUGGAGGCGGAGAACCAGAGAAUUGAGGUCAUCGGCUCUGUCCUCAACAAAGCCAGCGCAAUGAAUGCGCAGCUGGAGACCACGACCAAGAUUUCUAAGCGGAACAGUGUUUUUGGUUGGUGAACAACCGUGAUUUCAACGUCAGGUAAGUGUCGCAUACGCUUUCGUUGGUGAUCCUCUAACAACUCUUCUAGAGAAAACUACAAAAUCACAAAAAAAAGGGAAAAAGACUUUCCGAGUCACGAAAACCGUUCAAAAAAUCUGCUUUCGGCGUUAGGGGCGUUCUGGUAUGUUUCUUCUUUUUCGAUUUUCAUGACAGCGUUCUGUGUUUACUGCUGAAAACACGAUCGAUUCAACUCGAUCAACGCAGAACAGUAGACCUGUAGACUUGUAGACUCGUAAGCUCUAGGAUAGUCUAGUCAAUAGAAUGGCAUUAGGCCC
Messenger RNA from Saitoella complicata NRRL Y-17804, 746 nucleotides. RefSeq lists its product as uncharacterized. The record is from RefSeq and is a predicted model, not a curated record. The transcript has a single exon. NCBI's taxonomy places the organism in Eukaryota, Fungi, Ascomycota, Saitoellomycetes, Saitoellales, Saitoellaceae. The coding region runs from base 12 to 428 and encodes 138 amino acids.